CCAUGGCUAAGCAAAUUUAUUAAUCAAAAUAUUGAAUUAAGAUUUUUACUUAUUUACAAAACUUUGUUGCUGAUAUGGCAUCACUAUUCGCUCUCAUUACGAAAUAAAGUUACAGUGUAUGGGGUCUUGGAAAUGUGUUGAAAAGGAGGAAGUAAGUUCAGUUUCACACCGUACCAUACCGCUCUGUAUUACACCCAGCAUGUAACGCUUGUUUUAACGUUACAACAGCAGCAUCGUGUAACGUUUUGUUCUCAACACCAGAGAAGGUAACUCCCGUGUGAGAUCUGUAAAUCUGGAAGCAUGCCGUGAUGAUGAUGAUGAUGGAAGUACCAGGACCCAGCCACCCUGUCGCGGGGGGGACCCCAGCCAAACGCUCCACUCCAGAUCCAGACAACUUCACUUCAACAGACUCUCCUGAUGGGCUGGGUGAGCUGCAACUCCACGCAUUGAGAUUAAUCGAAUCCUUGGAUGAAUUGAGACAGCGAAAAGAGCUUUGUGAUGUCAUCUUGUCCGUAGACGGACAGGAGAUGCCAGCCCAUAGGGUCGUGUUGGCAGCCGUUAGCCCGUACUUCAACGCCAUGUUUACUCAUAAAGUCAAAGAGUCCAGGGAAUACAUCGUCGAACUAAAGGACAUGGAAGCCAGUGCCAUUGAAGAGAUUGUAAAGUUUGCCUACAAGGGCCAUGUGCAAGUAACGCAAGAUAACGUGCAAGCCAUUCUGAAUGCAGCAAGUUUGUUACAGUUAAACAAGGUUCAGGACAUCUGUUGUGACUUUCUGAAGAAAGAGUUAGAUCCUUCAAACUGUAUCGGGAUCAGAAACUUUGCAGGCGCGAGAGGUUGUUUUGAUCUGAAGAACACAGCGGACAUGUACACACAGCAGCAUUUCGAACAGGUAUGUCAGCAUGAGGAGUUCUUGCAACUUCCAAAGGAACAGUUAAUCAACCUCAUUGAACGUGAUCAUCUCAAUGUUAAACAGGAAGAAUGUGUCUUUCUCGCUGUGAUGAGUUGGGUUCGUUAUGACCUGGCGACUCGUGCCGAUCAGUUGGCUUCGGUAUUGGAAUACGUUCGUCUCCCGCUUGUUUCGUGGGAGUUCCUCACCAAGAAAGUCGUGGCUGAGGAGCUAGUCUCGGGACGGGAAGACACGAGGAAGUAUGUAAAUGAAGCUCGACAGUACCACGCAAGGCACUACCAUGUGGACUUGAGGCUGUCCCAGGUGCUGAACCUACGCACCUGUCCUCGUUUGUCUUUUGGACAAGCUGAAUACAUCUUUGUUAUUGGAGGAGAGACUGUUGGGAGGGAGACAAUCCAGUCAGUGGAGAGGUACAGUCCACACCUGAACCUGUGGACGACAGUUUCUCACAUGUCCUCCCCACGGAGAGGGGCGGGGGCUGCCGUCAUGGACAAGCUGCUGUAUGUGGUGGGAGGGUCUGACGGGCUGUGGGCGCUCAACCAAGUGGAGGUGUUUGAUCCUCAGACAGAAGAGUUUGGCCCUGCGGCGGCCAUGUUGGAGCGGCGCAGCAGCGUGUCAGUCCUGACCUAUCACAGCCGGCUGUACGCCUGCGGGGGGUACGAUGGCAGGGCCAGUCUCAGGUCGUGUGAGAGGUACGACCCCAACUACAAUGAGUGGACCAAGAUUGCAGAAAUGACAAGUCGUCGCAGUAUGGCCGGGAUUGCUUCCCUGGGAGUGUACAUCUACAUAGCAGGGGGGUAUGAUGGCACAUCAGACCUCAAUACAGUGGAGAAGUAUAACACACAGCUGAAUGAGUGGAGCCCUGUAGCCUCCAUGAAGAGCAGGCGCUCCAUGACUGGUCUGGCAUCGCUCAAUGGGAAACUCUACGUGGUGGGAGGAUGUGACAGAAGUGCAUGUUUACCUGAUGUGGAGAUGUAUGACCAGUCCCAGGAUGUGUGGACCCCGGUGGCCAGCAUGUGUGUCCCCCGCAGCGGGGUGGGGGUGGCGGUGUUGGGACAGACGCUGUACGCUGUGGGAGGGUACGACGGGAACGACUACCACAACAGUGCGGAGGUGUACGACCAUGUCACGGACAAAUGGGAGAUCACUUCCCACAUGGCGAUAGGAAGGAGACGUUUCGGAUGCUGUUCUUGACAAAAAGAAUUUUACUUCUAAUUCAAGACACUACAAUACACACAGAUCAGGGUUGGCUAAGUCGACUAGCCCUAAUAUCCAGUGCAAGUGAAAGGGCUGAUUGGGCAAGUGCAUGUCCUAUCCCACUUGUCCGAUCAGGCUAGUGAGAUUUUUCCAUGAGAGAGAUUUUGAUACUUGUUACCUGUCACUGUCAUACUUAUUGUGCCAUCAAGCAUUCACAGGUCAACACAGAAAAAUAGAGCCAACAAAUUACAAGGAAUUCCAUAUGUAUUAGAUGGAAAUGAAAAUACUUAGAGACAAAUGUCAUGUAAAUGUCCGGACAAGUGAAAAGUUAGUUUGGGCAAGUAAAUUUUCUGUGGACUUGCCAGAUAGGACAAGUUAAUUUUAGAAAACUUGGUCCAACCCUACGGAUGAACAGGCGCCAGGCUAUUAAUUUUUUAUGACUUUCACCCAUAACACCUAGUAAGAUUUAAUUAUAUGACAAUGUCAUGUUGAAUGUGUAGUCUUAAGGCCCUUUUCACUAGACAGCGAUCGUGCUGCACUCUUACUGCGACCUAAAAUGGAUGUUUGUAACCUUUGAUUUCAUACUGGGUAUAUCAUGAUACCAAAAUAAAAGAUUUGUACUUUUUCUAUACAUCUUGUUGAGUGAUCUGAUCAAAUUGCAGUUGGCAGAGAGAGUGCGACAAGAGCGCCUUCCUAGUGGAAAGUGGUAAUAGGGAAUGAUUUACUUUUGCUGGACUUUAUUUAUUGUGCCUUCGAUUAUUUAUUGUGCCUUCGACAAUGGGAAUCUCUGUAACUACUGUAUCUGAUUCAUUUGUUCUUCAAAAAAUGGUCCUUGAUAUUAAUAGACCUGUAAUCUAUGAAACAAUUUUCUCUUGUGACAAUUCUAUAUGUCCUAUGUUUUCUCUCUACAGUCAUUUUCAAUCAUCAAUGUUUGGAAAUGUAUUUACCAAAUGCAGCCAUGCUGUGAAGAAAUUAAAGUUGAGUGUCCAAAGUGAAA
Molecule: messenger RNA, 3102 nt
Organism: Branchiostoma floridae (Florida lancelet)
Lineage: Eukaryota; Metazoa; Chordata; Leptocardii; Amphioxiformes; Branchiostomatidae
Product: kelch-like protein diablo
Exons: 7
Coding region: 309-2102 (597 amino acids)
Molecular function (GO): protein binding
Source: RefSeq, a predicted model, not a curated record